Molecule: messenger RNA, 7832 nt
Organism: Sebastes umbrosus (honeycomb rockfish)
Lineage: Eukaryota; Metazoa; Chordata; Actinopteri; Perciformes; Sebastidae
Product: collagen alpha-6(VI) chain-like
Exons: 41
Molecular function (GO): serine-type endopeptidase inhibitor activity
Source: RefSeq, a predicted model, not a curated record
AAUCUUCUUGCAGGAUGUGGUGGGAGGCGGAGGAGGAGUCUGAUGGCUGGGUCCUACCCUUCCUCCUCUUCAUCCUCCUCUUCAUCCUCCUCUAGAAACUAGCCUGCAGCUCUCCAGAACCAGGACUCCAGUGUUUGGAUGCAGGCGGAUCAGGACCGGGACUCCAGUGUUUGGAUGCAGGUGGAUCAGAACCAGCAGCAGACUGAAGAGAGAAACUCCUGAUUCGUUCCAGCAUGAAAGGAAGAGCGAUUCUUCUCUUCAGCCUCAUCAUAGCAGCGUGUUCCGCUGGCAUCACUGCUCAGACAACAGUGUGUGAAAAUGCCACCGUGGCUGACAUCGUCUUCCUGGUCGACGGCUCCUCCAGGAUCGGUAGUUUUAACUUUCAGUACAUCCGGUCUUUCCUUCGCGAUGUCAUCAAGUCCCUUGAUAUCGGCUCCAAAAAAGUUAGGAUCGGCGUGGCUCAGUACGGUGGAGAACCUCCCCUGGAGUUCCUGCUGAACGAUCACACAACCAGGAAAUCCUUGCUGACUGCUGUGGAAAAGAUUCCCUACCGAGAAGGAGGCAAGGAAAUCGGCAAGGCCAUCGACUACCUCCGGAUGACGUAUUUCACAGAGGAUGCGGGGAGCCGGCCUCAGAUCGUCGUGGUCAUCACAGAUGGAGACUCCUCGGACGAUGUGAUAGCACCCGCCAAGCGGCUGAAGGAACACGGAGUCCUUGUGUUUGGCGUCGGGGUGGGAGGAGCCAACCAGAAGGAGCUCGAAUCAAUCACCAACUUGCCUCCACAGCGCUUCCUGUCCUCCAUCGACAGCUACCAGGAUCUGGGUACUCUGAAAGACAAUCUGCUGAAAACGGUUUGUGAGACCAUGGAGGCACAGAGGCAAGCUUUGGCGAACAGGUUUGAAGAUAUUUUCUUCCUGGUGGAUAGUGGCAUAUCUCAAGAACAGCUCAACAUAUUUAAGAAUGACCUUGUCUACCUGAUCGAUGAACUUAACGUCUCAGCAUCCACCUAUCGUGUCGGUUUGGCCCAGUAUGGUCAAGAUACGCAGGUUGAAUUCCUUCUCAAUACUUAUCAAACUAAACAGAAAACCCAGAAUGCUGUCAAACGCUUCAGCCUGCGCCCACAACGCAACCAACCACGUAACCUGGGCAGUGCUCUGCAGUACGCCAACACACACUUUUUUACCCGUGAGGCGGGGAGCCGUGUGCACCAAGGCUUGCCACAGACCCUGGUCGUCGUGAGUGGAAAAAAGUCUGAUGAUUCGGUGUCAAGGGAAGCGCUAAAGGUCAGAUCAGCAGGGGUAACCGUUUAUGGGAUGAGUGCAGGUGCCUCAAUGGAGGACAUCGACUUAUUUGCCAGUCCUCGGUACGCAUUUGAUACUCCCAGAGUACUUCUUUUGAAGGAAUUCUUCUUGAAAAAAAAGGACAACGUUACUGAAGAUUGCAAAGGAGCCAAUGUGGCAGACAUCGUGUUCAUCGUUGAUGAGUCGGGAAGCAUUGGAACCCCAAACUUCCAGCUGGUGCUCACUUUCCUUCACUCGAUUGUGAGCGGCCUAGAUGUCAGUCCAUCUAAAGUCCAAGUGGGCAUCGUGAUGUAUAAUACCCAGGCCACGGCAAGGGCCUACCUCAACACCUUCAGUGACAAGGACUCAAUCCUCCAGUACAUCAAGAUCCUUCCUUACCAUGGAGGUGGUACGAACACGGGAGCUGCCUUAAACUUCACUCUGGACAAAAUCUUAACUGAGAAAAAAGGCAGCAGGAAAGAAAAGGGCGUCCAGCAGGUGGUGGUGGUGAUCACGGACGGGGAAUCCCAGGACAACGUGAGUGAAGCGGCACUCAAUCUCCGUCGGGCCAAUAUCACUGUUUACGCUGUAGGAAUCGGACAAGCCAACAAGGCCGAACUGAUGGUGAUGGCGUCUCACCCCCCCGAUAGGCAUGUUUUUACUGUGAACAAUUUCACCGAGCUGACGCCCCUGAAGCACAGCCUGCGGAAAAUCCUGUGUGAAAACCUCAUUAACCAAGCCAUCAAAGUCAAUACAAGAAGAACUGACGUCAAACAAGCAUGUGUACAAAAGAAUGAAGCAGACAUCUACUUCCUGAUGGACGACUCAGGAAGCAUUGAUAACACAGGCUUCCAAGAAAUGAAGGACUUCAUCAUCAAGUUUCUACAGACCUUCGAUAUUGGGUCAGAACAUGUCCGCGUGGGGCUUGUGAAAUACGCAGAUAAGCCAACUCCUGAAUUUGAGCUGACAACCCACUCAGAUGUCGAGACGUUGAAGAAAGCCGUCAAUGAUAUUAGCCACAAUGGAGGUGGGACAGAGACAGGAAAAGCGCUGGAAUUCAUGGGCCCACGCUUUGCAAUGGCCUCUCGUGAUUACAAAGUCCCAAAGUACCUGAUUGUCAUCACCGAUGGGGAAUCCACUGAUGAGGUCAAGGCUCCUGCAGAAAAGCUGAGAUCGCAAGAUAUCAUCAUCUACGCCAUCGGGGUGAAAGAGUCAAACGAAACUCAGCUGCUAGAGAUUGCCGGCGACCCCAAGAGGAAUAUCUCUGUCAAUAAUUUUGAAGCUUUGAAAUUCAUCAACAAUGACAUCAUCACAGACAUCUGUUCUGAAGACGCUUGCAGAGAUGUACAGGGCGACAUCUUUUUCUUAACUGACAGCUCUGAAAGCAUCUCUGAGGAAGACUUCCAGAAAAUGAAAAAGUUCAUGAAAUCUGUCAUCAGCAAGUUCCCCAUCGGGCAGAACAAGGUGCACGUCGGUGUCAUGCAGUUCAGCACCAAAUACAAACUGGAGUUACCCCUCAACAGCUCCAACAGCAUAGAUGACAUUUCGAACGCCAUCGAUAAAAUGCAGCAGAUGCGUGAAGGCACGGACACAGGAAAGGCCAUCACAGAGGUGUCGCAGUACUUCGAUGCAACCAGAGGAGGGCGUCCUGACCUGAGUCAGAGGCUGAUAGUGAUAACAGAUAGGCAGUCCAGAGAUGAGGUCAAAGGCCCUGCCGAGGCUCUGCGGGCCAAGGGAGUGGUGGUCUACGCCAUUGGAUUGGUGGAAGCCAAGACUAUCCAGCUGGUAGAGAUCAGCGGUUCAAAGGACCGUGUUUAUGCUGAGAAGGACUUUGAUGCGCUGAAGGACCUGGAGAGCCAGGUGGCCUUGGAUGUCUGCAAGAAAGAAUGUAAUAUAGAUCAAGCUGACAUUAUUUUCCUGGUGGACAGCUCUACAAGCAUAGAUUCAUCAGAAUAUGAAAGCAUGCGGAAGUUUAUGGAGUCAAUAGUGAACCAAACUACAGUUGGCGAGGACCGGACUCGUUUUGGGCUUAUUUCCUUCGCAGAUGAACCCCAGUAUCAUUUUACUCUAAACUCCUUUUACUCCAAACGAAGAGUUCUCACAGCAAUACCAAAUGCGAAGCCUUCAGGAGACCUUACCUACACAGGCAAGGCCUUGGAGUACUCGUUGCAGUUCUUUAACAUUGAAGCUGGCGGCCGAAAAGGACUCGAUGUGCCUCAGAUUCUCAUGGUGAUCACAGACGGGGGUGCCACCAACCCUUACAAUUUAAAGGAGCCAUCGGAUGCACUGCGAAGGAAUGGGGUCACCGUCGUCAGUAUCGGAGUGAAAAAAGCAGAAAGGAAUGAGCUGAUAAUCAUGGCUGGUAACGACACAUCCAAAGUUUUCCAAGUGGACAAUUUUGAGGGCCUAGAAACUCUCUACACCAAUGUGUCUUCUGCCCUCUGCAUUAAGCCAGCUUGCAAGAAGGCUGACCUGGUCUUCCUACUUGAUCGGUCUGGCAGCAUCAACUUAGACCAAUACAAACUCAUGAUAGACUUCACGAUAGACGUAGUGAACAGCUUUGAUGUAGGUGAAGAGUUUGUGCAUAUUGGACUUGCACAGUUCAGCGAAGAUCCUAAGGAUGAGUUUUACCUCAACAAGUACAUCAAGAAGGAGGAAUGCAUCUCACACAUCCGCAAUAUGGAAUACAAGGGUGGAAGCACCAACAUCGGAAGGGCCUUGAACCGCACUAAACAUUACUUUGAGGUGUCGCAGGGCAGCCGUACGGGGAUCCCCAAGAACCUGGUGUUGAUCUCAGAUGGGGAAUCUGAUGAUGAUGUGGAGGACACCGCUGACGUUCUCAGGGCUCUGGGGAUUGAGGUGUUCGCCAUCGGCGUUGGAGACGUUCACGUUCUGCAGCUCUUACAGAUCACCGGCACCCCGGAGAGACUCUUCAGUGUGGGGAACUUCAACGGCUUGGUAAAUAUCAAGCAAAAGGUGGUCAACACCAUGUGCGCCCACCCCCCCCCAGCCCCCCCAAGUGACUGCAGCAUUGAUAUCGCCAUGGGAUUCGAUGUUUCUGGAGCUCGUGGUGAGAUGCUGAUCAGCGGACACCCCAACCUCAAGACCUUCCUGCCAUGGAUCACUAAUUCCGUUUCUUCGCUAAAGAGCCUGUGCUGCGUCGGUCCUGCACCUGUCAGGACCAACAUCGCCUUCCGAGUGGUUGGUCGCGAUGGACGUUCCCGGGACGACUUCAAAUUUGAGGGCUACAGCGGGGACGUGGUGAACAAAGUCAUGACUUUGACUUUGACAGAGCCCACUUACUUCAACACCGCCCUGCUGAAAUCAUUCGGGGAGAAGUUCAAAACUGAGUCCAAAGCUAGGGUGAAGGUGCUGGUGAUCUUCUCAGACGGACUCGAUGACGACGUGAUGAAACUGAAACAGGAAUCAGAGCUGCUGCGACAGUCUGGAGUCAGCGCUCUAUUGACGGUGGCUCUGGAGGGUGUGCAUGACCCCGCCCAGCUGCAGAUGGUGGAGUUUGGUCGAGGAUUCGACUACAAGGUUCCUCUCAGCAUCGGCAUGCAGAGCGUCAGCAGCACCAUCCUCAAACUGAUUGACUCGGUGUCAGACAGGGAGUGCUGUAACGUGUGUAAAUGUUCAGGACAUGAAGGCGCCCCUGGCUCUCCAGGUCCCCCGGGGUCAAAGGGUCCGCCUGGAUCAAAGGGUCAGCUGGGAUUCCCCGGAGAGGAGGGAGGUGCUGGUGAACGAGGACCUGCUGGACCAGGUGGACCUCAGGGCAUCGAGGGCUGUUCUGGACCCAGAGGACACAAGGGCUACCGGGGAGUCUCAGGCAACAGGGGCGACGACGGAGACGACGCACUGGAGGGAGUCAACGGAGAGCAGGGACUGACUGGACCAGAUGGAGCUCGAGGAGACAGAGGAGACCCAGGAAACACAGGUAUCCCAGGUAUCAGAGGGGAGGCGGGGCUCAAAGGAGAACGAGGACUGAGAGGAGAUCCGGGUGAACCAGGAGCUGAUAAUACCAGCCCAGGAGCCAAAGGAGAGCCGGGGAACCCAGGUCUGCCGGGUUUAUCUGGACUCAACGGGGAGCCAGGAGACGAUGGAGGAACUGGAGACCCGGGUCUAGAUGGAAGAAGAGGAUUGUUCGGUGAGAAGGGUAUACCUGGAAUCCCGGGAGACCCAGGACUUCAGGGCAACCCAGGUGCUUCUGGUCCUCAGGGACGUAGAGGGAAGGUCGGUGAUCAUGGACCAAAAGGAGUGUCUGGUUUUCCUGGACCUCAGGGAGGACCAGGACCAGCUGGAGGCCCGGGAUUAGAAGGACGGCGUGGUGCUAACGGACAGAAGGGUCAACCAGGAGAGCCAGGUGUGAAGGGUGCUCCGGGUUCACUGGGACCUAGAGGGAUGCCGGGUCAGGACGGCAGAGAUGGGUAUGGAUCUCCAGCACCCAAAGGUGCCAAGGGAGAACCUGGUUUUCCUGGGUACCCUGGUCUACCGGGAGAGGACGGUCAGGGGGGAACUGAAGGAUACCCAGGACCUAAAGGGAACCGAGGCCGACCAGGGAACUCCGGCGGGCCAGGAGAAUCAGGCGGUCCUGGAGACCCGGGUCAUCAAGGACACCGGGGUCCCAGAGGUCCUCCUGGAGACAAAGGCAUGACUGAGUGUCAGCUGAUCACCUACAUCAGAGACAACUGUGUGUGUUACCACGGUGGAUCCGGGUGCCCGGCCUACCCCACUGAGCUGGUGUUUGGUCUGGACAUGUCGGCGGACGUGACCCCGGUGGCCUUCGAGAGGCAGCGCUCCGCCCUCCUCACCCUGCUGGAGGACAUCACCAUCUCUGAAAACAACUGUCCGACGGGCGCUCGCGUGGCGGUGGUGGGUUACAGCGCCUACACCAAGUACCUGAUCCGCUUCGAGGACUACCGCCGCAAGGCACAGCUGAUCGAGUCUGUGAAGAACAUCGCCCUGGAGAAGACGUCCAACCGGCGCCAGCUGGGGGCCGCCAUGCGCUUCGUGGGUCAGAACGUCUUCAAGCGAAUCCGAUCGGGAUUGAUGAUGAGGAAGGUGGCGGUUUUCUUCUCCUAUGAGCCGCGACAGGAUGUUGACAUCGUCACCGCCAUGAUGGAGUACCGCGGCCUCAACAUCGUCCCGGUGGUCAUCUCGCUGAGGAGCGCCCCUGCUAUUGGUCGAGCGUUGGAGGUGGACGACUCAGGACGCUCCAUGUUCAUGGUGCUGGGGAGGAACAUGACUGCUGAGCUGAAGAAGGUCCAGAACUGUGCUAUCUGCUACGACCCCUGCAGACGUUUGGAUCAGUGCGCCUUCAUCCAGAACCCGGCAAAGCCUCAGGAGGUUGACGUUGACCUGGUCAUGGUGGUGGACAGCUCCAGGGAGAUGCAGGCUGACGAGUUCGCCGGCGUCCAGCAGCUGCUGGGCUCUGUGGUGGACCAGCUGGCGGUGAGCCCACAGCCCCGCAGGGCCGGCAACCAGGCCCGGGUGGCCCUAGUCCAGCAGAGCGGCACCCAGGUCACCAAGGCGGAGUUUGGCCUUGGGACCUACCAGAACAGCAACCUGAUGAGGAGACACCUGACCCGGAACAUGACGCUGCAGGGUGGCUCGUCGGCGCUGGGACAGACGCUGGAGUUCACCCUGAAGGAGGUUCUCCUGAAGGCGAGCCAGCCCCGGAAGAGGAGAGCUCUGCUGACCGUGGUGGGCACCCAGACGGCUUACGAGGACCAAGCCAAGCUGCGCUACAUCUCCCAGAAGGCCAAGUGUGAGGGGGUGGCGCUGUUCGUGGUAACGGUCGGCGAGCGCUAUGACCGGACGCAGGUGGAGGAGCUGGCCAGUCUGCCCAUCCAGCAGCACCUGAUCCACAUGGGCCGACUGAAGGCCGACGAGCAGGGCUACACCCAGCGCUUCUUCAGAGUCUUCCUCUCCGCUCUCGCCAAGGGAAUGAACCCGUAUCCUCCUCCUUCAAUAAAGCAGACCUGUGACCAGCUGACAGAACCUGACGAUGCUGAAAUAUUCAAUUUUCAGGACGGGGGUCAGGGGUCGGCGAACCAGCAGGACGAGGCCCUGGAGGAGCAGGAGGAGGAGUUUAGAGAACAGACGGGAGGACGGACUCAGUCCAGACAGCUGGAUGUCUUCAACAGUGUGACCAUAGGAGACGGACAGAGUUUCCUCUCAGCAGAUCACCUCCACGAUCCAGACAUCCUGAUGAAGCCGAGCGUCUUCGUCUCUACAGACGCCUGUCUCCUCAGCCAGGACGCCGGCAGCUGCCACAACUACUCCCUCAUGUGGUUCUACGACAGCGAGCAGGGGAGGUGCUCCCGCUUCUGGUACGGAGGCUGCGGCGGCAACGGAAACCGCUUCCACACUCACAAAGACUGUGAGAAGCUCUGUCUGACGAAGAGUCAGUUAGGAGCAGGAGGAGGAGGAGGAGCAGGAGGAGGAGAAAGAGGAGCAGCACCAGGAGGAGGAGCAGCAGGAAGAGGAGGAAGAGGAGCAGCAGGAGGAGAAAGAGGAGCAGCACCAGGAGAAGGAGCAGCAGGAGGAGGA